This is a messenger RNA of Daucus carota subsp. sativus, 2163 nucleotides long. RefSeq names its product F-box protein At-B. Gene Ontology annotation, cellular component: SCF ubiquitin ligase complex. The coding region runs from base 93 to 1958 and encodes 621 amino acids. Lineage: Eukaryota; Viridiplantae; Streptophyta; Magnoliopsida; Apiales; Apiaceae. The transcript is spliced from 3 exons. Gene Ontology annotation, biological process: SCF-dependent proteasomal ubiquitin-dependent protein catabolic process. The record is from RefSeq and is a predicted model, not a curated record. Gene Ontology annotation, molecular function: protein binding.
AACUUAUCGCAAAAAUAUUUGAAUUUGACCCAAACCCGAUCCACGGCGUACCUGUUCAGGUGGAGUUGCUGAAGCGAGUGAUUAGAGCGACGAUGAAUAGCAGCAGCAGCAGCAGCCGGAAAACAAUAAGAAGAAUCGAGAGCAACGGGCAUAUGGACAGUCUACCCAGUAGCUUACUGAUCCAUGAUAUUCUCUCCACACUCGAUUUCGAAACCCUUUGCUCUGUUUCUUGCGUUUCCAAACCCCUCCGCCUCGCCGCUUCUCAGGCCCUCUCUCUCUUCUCCUCUCUCGAUCUCUCCGCCUUUUCUCCUGAUGCCCACUUGAUUACACAGAUUUUUCCGAGGUUUACGAAUCUUAAAACUAUUGCACUUAAUUGUCUCCGGCUUGAUGAUAUUUAUGUCACGAAUAUACUUGGUGCCCAUGUCGAGGAAUUGAAGUUGCUCAAGUGCUCUUCACUUUCUUCUCAUGUUCUUGCUUCUAUUGGAACUUGUUGUCCUAAUUUAAGGAUGCUUGUGUUAGAAUUGGCAGAUACCGACCACCCUAAGAUAUUUAGCCGUAAUCUUGCUCAGCUGCUUCGUGGUUGCUCACACUUAGAGUCAUUAAGCAUUAAGAUCCGAGGAGUACAGGAUUACGCGGAUAGUUUCAGAUCUAUUGAACUCCACCUCCCUCAAGGUGUCAAAUUUUUGAGGCUGCGACCAAUUUUGGAGCGAAAUGCUAUCAGUUUAAUAUAUAAACUCGGGGUGGCUAAAUACAUAAACCAUUUUAUACCUGUCUGUCCAGAUUCCUCUGUAUUCAACUUACAGUCCUUAUCACUUGUCUUAGAUGUUAUCUCUGACGAGCUUAUCUUUGCAAUCGCAAACUCACUCCCUUUCCUACUUGAGUUGGACCUUGAAGACAGGCCAAUGAGUCAACCAAGAUUGCCCCAUGACUUGACCAACAAUGGGCUUCAGUCCUUGAGCUCAUGCCGACGGUUGAUUAGCCUCUCUUUAAUACGAAGUCAUCGAAACCGGCCCGUUUAUUUCAAAAACAUAAAUGAUAUGGGUUUUUUCCUGCUUUUAGAGGGCUGUAAAAAUUUAGAGUCAGUAAGAGUAGGUGGGCUAUCUAUAGUUAGUGAUGCUGGUUUUGGUUCAAUCCUGCAAUCCUGCCUGAACCUAAAAAAGUUUGAGGUCCGUAAUGCAUUACAGUUAUCAGAUUUGGCAUUGGCUGAAAGUCUUGGGGGAUCAUGUUCGCUUGUUGAGCUAAAAUUGGUUUCAUGUAGUCUUUUGACUAGUGCCUUUAUAGAGGAUAUAAAUUCUUCUAGUACAUUGGAGGUACUUGACCUUAGUGGCUGUAGAAGUGUAGCUGAUGCCUGUCUUUCAUCUGUUUCAUUUAUUAAUACUUUGAACACCCUAGAUCUCUCUGGAGCAGAUGUCACCGAUAGUGGGUUGGCCUUUCUCAGUAAAGGUAAUUCGCCUAUUGCACGCUUGUGCCUUAGAGGCUGCAAGAGAGUAACCAACGAAGGUAUCAGUCUGUUGCUAAAUGGAAGAGGGCAGAUUCGAAAGACACUGUCCACUUUGAACAUAGGAGGCAUUCGCGGGAUAUCAGAUGAAGGCAUCCAGACCAUUUCUACUGCUGCUCUGGCCUUGUCAGAACUGUCUAUAAGGUAUUGCCAUAGUGUGACAGAUGCUUCAAUUGAGGAAUUGGUUUCUGAGAGUAGGUACCAAAAUGAUGGCAAAUUACUUAGGAAACUUGAUCUCUGUCACUGUAUUGGUUUGUCCGCUCACUCAUUGGAAACACUGAAGAGUCCUUACUUUCGCGCUCUACAGUGGCUUGGUGUUGGAUCAACCCGCUUGACUGAGAAAGGAGACGCUGCAUUGGCUGAAAUUUGUAGGGGAAGGCCGUGUCUGACUCUGUGUCAGGAAGGCUGUGAGGUGGGAUGUGAUGAUGGUUGGCAGUUUCAUAGAUCUACCAGAGGCUAAUGUUUUCUUGUGACAACUUGCUCACUAGAUUUUGUGCACCUUCUGUAUCAUUAUGUUACAAUUUGUUUUGUCCAAAUGUACAGACAGCCACAUGAUUUGUACACUAACAAUUUCGGCAAAGAUGCACGAGUAUAGAUUUGCCUGCUCACUCGAAACCCAGACAAGAUACUUUACAGUGAUUAUUAUAUUAAUUUCUUGCUUGUCA